UUAUUGUGUACUUUUAUAAUGUACAAUUGUAUAAAGCUAUAUACUUGAACAAACAUUCAUUUUUAAAUACUUAGUAACAGUUAUUGGAGGGUUAUCAUAACUCAUAAUAAAUUACCUAUUCCAAGUACUUAAGACAAAGCCGUUAUUCGCACAUGUCUUUGACUUGCGUACGUACUACGCAUAUAAAGCAGAUGGAUUUUACGAAUGCAUGUAUUUCUAUGAGAAUAUAUAAGCAAAUCAUAUUGUAACAAGAAUGACGUUCGGUGGGGAUCUAAGAACAACGUUAAUGUAAUAACUUAUUGCGAACAAUAAGUUAGGUAUAUUUUAGUAAGUUCAGUAACAUACACUACGAUGUCAAAGUACAACGUCACUGUCGACAAUAACGCGAACAAGACUGAUACAAACAAGAACACACAGGCAAAAUCGAACAGUGCAGAUUUGGAAAGAGGAAAAAAUAGUGACGACUCUUCGGGCACUUCGUGGUGUAAGAUCAUAACCAUGAUUCUUGCACUUGGAGCCUUGGCUGCUGCCGUGGCUGUGACUUGGGUGUUCCAGGACUGGCAGACUAGCCUGAUAGUGUUGGCUGUACUUGUGGUUGUGUACCUCUUCGCUUUCAACUGGUGGUGGUGGUAUGUCGCUAUUAGAACGACGCCGAGAGAUUUGAAGGCACUGUAUUAUUACGUAAGAUUGUUGCUGUUAACUAAAAGAUUAGAAAGACAAAAUAAGGGGAUGCCAGAUAUCGUUCAUGACUUGGUGAAAAAACAUCCUAACAAAGCAUGUUUCUUAUUUGAAAAUGAAACGUGGUCCUUCCAAAAGGUGGAACAAUUCAGUCUCCGAGUGAGUGCAGUACUCAAAAACCAGGGUAUCAAGAAGGGAGAUGUCGUGGCCCUAAUGAUGAACAACUGCCCGGAGCUGCCUGCCACUUGGCUUGGAAUUGGCCGUCUCGGAGCUAUCACGCCCCUUAUUAACACUAAUCAAACUGGCAAUACGCUGCUGCAUUCCUUCAAUAUUGCUAAGUGCAACGCAAUUAUUUAUGGCUCUGAAUUUGAGAGUGCUAUUGAAGAAAUAAAGAAUGACCUGGAUCCGUCAAUAAAACUGUACAAAUAUACACGGCGCGAGUUAAAUACUUCGAAUUAUGCCGUGAAAGUGGUAGAGUCUCCAAUUGAUUUAACGUCUUUGUUGGAGAGCACACCGCCUGCCCAAUGGUUCAGAUCGGAAGGUGACGGCUUCAACGGAAAACUUUUGUACAUUUAUACAUCAGGAACCACAGGACUACCAAAGGCUGCAGUUAUAUCUUCUUCAAGGAUGGUAUUUAUGUCUACGGGUAACCAUUAUCUGGGAGGACUGAAGAAUUCAGAUGUGAUAUAUUGUCCUAUGCCACUGUACCAUUCGGCGGGUGGCUGUGUUUCUGUCGGUCAGGCGUUCAUCUUCGGUUGCACUGUCGCAAUGAGGACCAAAUUCUCAGCUUCGUCAUACUUCCCUGAUUGCAUCAAAUUUAAUGCAACGGUAGCUCACUACAUCGGCGAGAUGUGUCGGUAUAUCCUUGCGACCCGUCCGGCACCCACAGAUACACAACACAAAGUUCGCAUUGUCUUCGGAAACGGAAUGAGGCCUGCUAUUUGGGGAGAAUUCGUGAAGAGGUUUAAUAUAAAGCGAGUAUCUGAAUUCUACGGGGCAACUGAAGGCAACGCUAAUAUUAUAAACAUUGACAACACACCUGGUGCUAUUGGAUUCGUGUCUAGAAUAAUUCCUUCCAUUUAUCCUAUCGCUAUCAUCAAAGUCGACCAAGACACGGGUGAACCCAUCAGAAACAAGAAGGGGUUGUGCCAGCUUGUUAAACCUAACGAACCAGGAGCGUUUAUUGGCAAAAUCAAUCCUAAUUUACCGUCAAGAGCUUACCUUGGAUAUGUAAACAAAGAAGAAUCCGACAAGAAGGUGGUUAGGGAUGUGUUCACACACGGCGACUGCGCCUUUAUAUCUGGUGACAUCUUGGUAGCAGAUGAUUUUGGUUACCUGUUCUUCAAGGACCGUACGGGAGACACGUUCCGAUGGCGCGGAGAGAAUGUUAGUACCACAGAAGUUGAAGCCACCAUAUCCAAGAUUGCCGGACAACGAGAUGCUGUCGUUUACGGAGUAGAGAUCCCUAACACGGAAGGUCGCGCGGGUAUGUGCGGAAUAGUGGAACCAAGUGGCGAGCUGGAUCUAGAUAAACUAGCCAAAGAUAUGGCCAAAGAUUUACCGAAGUAUGCCAGGCCUGUUUUCAUCAGGAUAAUGACUAGUGCUGACAUGACUGGAACGUUCAAAUUAAGGAAAGUAGACCUCCUGAAAGAAGGUUACAAUCCAACAGUUGUUAAAGAUAAGUUAUACUACCUAGAUCCGGCAACAAAUAAAUACCUACCCCUGGGACCAGAAGAGUAUGACAAAAUUAUAUCGGGACAGAUCAGACUGUGAUUUUAAUUUAAGUACCUGUGUAAAAUUUUGUACCUAGAGAAUACUGUGAUGGGACUUUUGAUAAUGUGAAGAACGUGGUUCCUUUAGGAUUGUAUUUAAGUAUAAUUGACAAUAAAAUAGUUAUUAUCUAUUGUAAAUGCAUUUAGAUGUUGACAGUUUUGUAAAAAUGGGCUUAGGUAUUUAUUAAAAUAUAUUUUUUGUAAUAA
Molecule: messenger RNA, 2657 nt
Organism: Galleria mellonella (greater wax moth)
Lineage: Eukaryota; Metazoa; Arthropoda; Insecta; Lepidoptera; Pyralidae
Gene: Fatp
Product: long-chain fatty acid transport protein 4-like
Exons: 14
Coding region: 352-2451 (699 amino acids)
Biological process (GO): triglyceride homeostasis
Cellular component (GO): endoplasmic reticulum
Molecular function (GO): long-chain fatty acid-CoA ligase activity; long-chain fatty acid transmembrane transporter activity
Source: RefSeq, a predicted model, not a curated record